AUGGCAUCACCUUCUUGCAACACGCACUGUGAUCAUUCACAAGUGGCAGAUGGUUAUGACUGGACUAUGACAAACCUCAACUAUUCCCAAUUCGUCCCUCUUGUCCAUCAAUCAUCAACCUCUAUGCUGGCUGAGCCAUCCAUAGCAUCCGUGAAUCCUAUUCCAUGUACCUAUCACAUACAAUAUCCUACUGCAUCCGUUGCGUCUAGCUUCGUUGCGCCUUCUACCUCGCCCUCGGCUGGUUGCGAUCUGUAUCGCUUCAACCAGAAUGCCAUACACCAAUCUCCAAUCGCGAAUGACCGUGCAGCUAUGGCCCCCGGGGGCCCGGUGACAGGCUCUCUCGGCCCUAGGCACGACGUCGCUUGCACCAAUUUACCAGGGCCCGCUUCAUCUAUUCCAAAGGCCCCUCGGGCCAAGGCUAGCGGUGAUAGCUAUGCCAAGGGAAAGAUAGCUUAUGUUCGUAAGCAAGGACGACAGCAGAAACAGGAGAAAGCUCAACAAUCUUUCCAAUGCCAUUGGAAAGACUGCACAUACCGCAAUCCUUUCUCCGGAAAACCAGCGUUGCUGCGUCACGUCGACACACAGCAUAUAGCUCCGCGCUCAUUCGAUUGUCCUUCAUGCGAUAUGUCCUUCAAUCGAAGGGAUAACAUGAUUGAACACCGAGGAAGAGUUCACUGGGAACGAGCUUGA
Molecule: messenger RNA, 690 nt
Organism: Penicillium expansum
Lineage: Eukaryota; Fungi; Ascomycota; Eurotiomycetes; Eurotiales; Aspergillaceae
Product: Zinc finger, C2H2
Exons: 2
Coding region: 1-690 (229 amino acids)
Source: RefSeq, a predicted model, not a curated record